This is a messenger RNA of Miscanthus lutarioriparius, 312 nucleotides long. NCBI's taxonomy places the organism in Eukaryota, Viridiplantae, Streptophyta, Magnoliopsida, Poales, Poaceae. The record is from the annotation of a GenBank genome assembly.
AUGGUGCCACCGCCUCUGUUCCAUGGCGGCGUGAGCGCCGGCGGCGGCACCAGCGCCAUCAGCGGGGUCGGCGGUGCCACCCCCAUGCUCUUGACGAACAUGGCCGGGCCAUGCUCCGGGCAGACGCCGGGGCGAACUGCAGUGUGGACUCCAGGCGCGGCAACGAACGGCGACCUACCCCCUCUCCGGUGCGGAUCCUGUGGAAGCGAUGAGGAGGGGUCCUGUGAAGGUGGAUGUCGUAGAGCGCGCGACGAACUGUGCCCUGCAGCAUGUAGUGGUGAAGGCCUCCGGCAUGGUGUCCGCGAAUCAUAG